Molecule: messenger RNA, 2337 nt
Organism: Pistacia vera
Lineage: Eukaryota; Viridiplantae; Streptophyta; Magnoliopsida; Sapindales; Anacardiaceae
Product: taxane 10-beta-hydroxylase-like
Exons: 4
Coding region: 1175-1870 (231 amino acids)
Biological process (GO): sterol metabolic process
Molecular function (GO): oxidoreductase activity, acting on paired donors, with incorporation or reduction of molecular oxygen; iron ion binding; heme binding
Source: RefSeq, a predicted model, not a curated record
GUAAACUUUCGCCAUGAAGAUUCCACUUUCGCCCCAGAAAUUACAACUCUUAUUCUUGUGACUCCAGUAACUCUUUUGGCUGGAUGCUGGAGAUAUAGAGUUUACCCUCAGCUUGGAAGAAAGCUUCCUCCAGGAAAACUGGGUUUGCCUAUUGUUGGAGAAUCUUUAAGCUUCUUCAAGGCACAGAAAAAGAACCUGGUUGCUGAAUGGAUGAAGAAGUGUACCAAUGAGUGUAGACGUAAAAAUCUACCUGUACGGAAAGGAGGGUCUGAUCCCGUGACGUUGAGGCCACUAGCGAUCUGCUGUACCUGCACACGUAGAGAAACACACGCGUGAAGCGAACGGAAAACACCAGGGUGGUGUUUGCCGUAGGCACUCCGACGCUCAAGUCAGCAAGGCUGAAAGGCUUAAUAUAGUGAGGGCUAGGGAACGAGAAAUUACCGGAAGUCUAGUCGGGGACCGUGACUACGGCGAAUAAGUGAAACUCUCAAGUAAAGAGUCUCGGGUAUGAAGGGGUAAUGUUGAUGUCCAUUGUGAGAGGGCUGGCCUCUGCUUAUAUAGUGAUUGUUUGGUCUCCUAAUCCUGGUAGAAGUAGGAGUCCUAGCGUGACUCUGAUGUCAACCCUAGAAGAAUCAGGGCCGUAACCAGCUGUCUUAUCAACAUCCGGAUAGGAAGUUAACUUUGAUUAGGAGAACUCCGAACAGGAAAGUGCCCAGGAAUGGGAGGUGAGUUCGUGGGUUCUAUACUCGCCCAUAGACUUGAGAAAUGGGCUGGGAUUAGGAGACUCGUGCCCACGUGGUUCGGGCCGGCUACACAUUGUACCAAAUGGGCUUAACGCGGUAGGGUCAUCAGGAUUGGGCUUCGCUGCUACUUCGGUGUCACGCCUAUUUUCCAAUUUGGGCCAAGGACGAUUUUUGGCCCUAACAAUGAGUAUGGACCAAUAUUCAAGACCUCGCUCAUAGGCUCUAAUGCCGUUAUUAUUACUGGCCAAGCAGGUAACAGAUUUAUAUUCAGUGACAGUGAUAGUGGCAUUGCAUGUAACCAACCAGCUUCUGUAAGAGCCAUACUUGGAAACAAUAGUAUCUUUGAGAUUUCUGGGCCUCGAUCCAAGCUUGUUAAGAGCGCAAUUAUAAACUCUCUAAGACCUGAAAGCAUCUAAAGAUAUGUAUGUGAAAUGGAUUCACUGAUCAAGCAACAAUUAUUCCUGGAACUCAAUGGUAUGGAGUCGGUAAAGGUAGCACCCCAGCUGAAGAAAACUGCAUUUAAAGUCACUUGCAGUCUCCUCUACGCAUUAUCAGAAGGAAAGGAAAAAGAUGCAUUAUUAGAGAAUUUUGCAAUUGCCCUCAAAGGAAUACGGUGCGUCCCUUUGAAUUUUCCAGGGACCUUGUAUAGAAAAUCAUUGAUUGCUCGAGCUAGGAUAAGAAAUUUGUUUACUCAGUUAAUUGCUAGGAGGAGAAGAGAAUUGGAAGAAGGGAAAGUGAGUUCUCAUGAAGAUAUUAUAUCAACUUUAGUCAGUCUGAGAGAUGAAGAUGGUAAACCCUUGUUAGAGGAAGAAAUUAUUGAUAAUCUUAUAACUCUAAUGAUGGCAAGCCAUGACACUAUUGCAAUUCUACUUAUCCAUUUUGUGAGACUCCGUGCUAGGGAUGCCGAAAUUUGUGAUAAAGUCCUUCAAGAGCAAAAGGAAGUUGUGAAGGCUAGUGAAGGAAGUGGUGGAAAGCUUAGUCGGCGAGAGGUGCAAAUGAUGAAAUACACAUGGAGUGUAGCUCAAGAAAUCAUGAGACUGACUCCUCCAGUUAUUGGCAAUUUCAGGCGUGCUUGGAGAGACACCAGGUUUGAUGGUUUUGAUAUCCCCAAAAGGAUGGCAGUGUAAGGUUUCGAGUGAAAAUUCCUGGUGUUGUGGGUAACCUCUGGCACGCAUUUGGAUGAUAAAAUAUUUGCAGAACCAGAAAAAAUUGAUCCAUCAAGAUUCCAGACCCUGACAAAGUCGAUGCCUCCAUACACCUACAUUCCUUUUGGAGCGGGUCAAAGAAUUUGUCCUGGGCCUUAAUUUGCUAGAGUGGAAGUGCUAUUGAUAAUUCACUAUUUGAUAACAACUUACAGGUGGACUGAGGAGAUUCCAGAUGAGCCUAUGAUAGCAGAUCCCAUUCCCAACCCUGGCAUGGGCCUUCCUGUCAGGCUCUAUUCAAGGAACAAUAUAUAAGUUAUGAAAAAAUAUAUAGACCUAUCAUGAAAAUAAUGUACUUCUGAGGUUCUUAAUUAUCCUUUCAGAUUAGUUAGUAUAAAAACACUUCAACCUGUCAUCUUUCUUGUGGCAGAUCUUGUCUUUUCUCAUCAUCG